AUGGUCGCCGGAGCGUGCUCGACGAAGACGACGACGGGCGCCGAGCCAGCCCCCCGCGCCGACCCAGUGAAGCGCAUCAACCAAGCCAUCGAGGCUCUGGACUGGGAUGACGUGCAGGCUGCCCUCGACAUGAUCGAUAACGACGGCUUUGAGGUCUGCUCUGCGACCGAGGCCGACUGGGACAGCUACGUCGAGUCGGAAGACCAAGCGAUGAAGUCGCGCUACUUUGAGUUUCGAAACAAUUCGAUUUACCUCAUCGAGAUGAGCGGUGGUCUUCACGGUGACAUUGCGGAUGGCAUCGACGACGCGAUCAAGGAGGCCACGAGACCGGAGGCCACGGGGACGGACCAUCGAGUCCUCGAGGGGCACCGCGACGCGUACGUCGACACGACCCACGAACCAGCGGCAAGCAAGCUGCCCAAGCUUGUGCCCGACUGCAGCUUCGGUCCCGCGAUGGAGACUAACGCCAUCUUUCCCGAGUGGCCCAACGACCUUCGCUGGAACGAGUUCCAUACGCUCAAGGUCGAGGUCGGCGUCUCCCAAGGUUGGCGAAGUAUGGACGCCAAGGUGCUGCGAUACUGCGCCUUUCCGGGCAUUCGUUACGUGCUCUGCGUCUUUGUCUCGCCUGACAUGGAAGUGCGCCAGUACAAGCUUGUCUCGAUCACCAACAACGAGCUUGAAGGACCAGAUCCAGCCCUCGUCGAGCCGAUUCCAAUCACAGUCGACACGCGCGUGCGAAUGGAUGGGCGCCGACUCCUGGCGCUGCCGGACGACACGGCCCUUCCUGGGCGCUUUCCCGCCGAGGUGGCUUUCGAUUUGAACCCGAUCCUACGACGCGCGUGGAUCGGGCGUCGGAGCCGUCACAACCGCAACCCGCCUCCGUUCUAGUAAAACUAGCUUCGCUUCUCUUGUUCUCUAACAAGUCUGGCCACAGCAGUGUUGCAUUCGCC
Molecule: messenger RNA, 950 nt
Organism: Saprolegnia parasitica CBS 223.65
Lineage: Eukaryota; Oomycota; Saprolegniomycetes; Saprolegniales; Saprolegniaceae
Exons: 1
Coding region: 1-888 (295 amino acids)
Source: RefSeq, a predicted model, not a curated record